AUGGCACUGUCGGAGGCGACCCAAGAAGCGACGUGGCUCAAGACGUUCAUGCGUGAGCUCGGCGAAGAAGCAGGCGAUGACACUCUAACUAUCUAUGAAGACAAUCAAGGUGCUAUUGCGUUGGCCAAGAACCCAGAGUUCCACAAACGCACCAAGCACAUCGACAUUCGCUACCACUUCGUGCGAGAAAAGGUCAAAAAGAAUCAAGUCGUGCUACAGUACUGUCCGACGCAAGAUAUGCUCGCUGACAUCAUGACCAAGGCAAUCGCAGCGCCACAGUUUACCAUCCUCCGUACUAAACUCGGCAUCACUGUCGGUGUCGCUACCGAGUCGAGUGGGAGUGUUGUAAAAGAAGCGACUCGGCAUGCAAACGACAACCACAAGAACGUACGUGCAGACAAUUAG
Molecule: messenger RNA, 405 nt
Organism: Peronospora matthiolae
Lineage: Eukaryota; Oomycota; Peronosporomycetes; Peronosporales; Peronosporaceae
Source: the annotation of a GenBank genome assembly